AUGACAGAUAUAGAUCACUCGGUAAGUAGGAAAGUCAAGGAUAUCGGUGCUGGGUUCAUUGGUGGCGCCACGCAAGUGCUCAUUGGCCAGCCGGCAGACUUGGUGAAAAUUAGAUUGCAAACUUCGUCAACUCCAUUAACGUCGACCCAAAUCAUCAAACAAGUUUUCGCCAAUGAAGGCGCCCUUGCCUUCUACAAGGGAACGUUACCCCCCUUGAUCGGAGUAGGGGCCUGUGUUUCGUUGCAAUUCUACGGGUUCCACGAAUCAAAAAGACAAAUCCUUAAAUAUACAAAACAAAACUCGUUGAAUCUAUGGCCGCAAACCUAUUUGGCCGGGGCAAUGGCCGGUUUGGUCAACACCCCAAUCACCGCCCCGGUUGAGCAGUUGAGAAUCUUGAGUCAGAGCUCGUCCAAGCCAACCAGCUUGCGCUCCACCGUUCAGGCCAUUUGGCACCACCAGGGCCUUAAGGGCGUGUACCGGGGUUUCAACAUCACCCUCCUAAGAGAAGUGCAAGCCUACGGGAUCUGGUUCUUGACCUAUGAAACCUUGAUCGGGAAGAUCCAACAGUACAAUAACUAUACUUCAAGAGACCAAAUCUCCACUCCGGAGUUGUUGCUCUCGGGGGCCUUGGCCGGGAAUGCGCUCUGGUUGAGCUCCUACCCCUUGGACGUCAUCAAAAGUAACAUCCAAAGCGAUGGGUUUGGCAGCCAGUCUCGUUUCAACGGCCACAUCUGGUCCACGGCAAAGACCAUCUACAAGCUCAACGGGGCCGCCGGGUUCUGGAAAGGUAUUGUUCCCUGCUUACUCAGAGCCAUUCCCUGCAGUGCCGGGACCUUUGCUUCCGUCGAACUAGCCCUCAGACUAAUGGGUUAA
Messenger RNA from Hyphopichia burtonii NRRL Y-1933, 873 nucleotides. It is a transcript of the gene YMC2, whose product is annotated as Ymc2p. The record is from RefSeq and is a predicted model, not a curated record. Lineage: Eukaryota; Fungi; Ascomycota; Pichiomycetes; Serinales; Debaryomycetaceae. Bases 1 to 873 code for a protein of 290 amino acids. Gene Ontology annotation, molecular function: L-ornithine transmembrane transporter activity. The transcript has a single exon. Gene Ontology annotation, biological process: mitochondrial L-ornithine transmembrane transport.